CAAUCUCAACCAAAAUUAACCCUCGUUUCUAAUCGAAUCUAUUUUUUUGCACAACUUUUGAAAUCAAUGCAGUCGAUAAGGUAGAUCACGACUUUUGUACCGACGCUAUCUUAAUUGGAUAAAAUCUCGACAGAUGUCAAGAAGAAUUUCUAGAGAUCUACCUUGUCGACAAAUUACGAAUGCGUCGAUAAUUCUAAAAUCAUCCAGAAGAGUGCGUUCGAUUUGUUGUUGUCCUUGUCACUCUCACAGGAUAUUAACCGACUGUUUAAAGACCCAAGUGUAACCCCCUUGUCACGUUCAUUCUCUCUCUCUCAUUCUCCUGACACACUCACACUCUCACUGUUUCUCUCUUUUUCUCUCUCUCUAUCUCUAUCUCUAUCCCUCUCACACUCCGUGGAAGUUCUGCUGGUUCGCAUUGACCGCGACAGAAACGUUGGUUGUUCAUCGUCGUCGUCGUCGUCGUCGUCGUAGUUGCGCUCUUCGCGAUCUCCUUUGCGGAAGGUGCAUGCGUGCGCGCGCGCGCACAACCAUACGUAUAGGUGGUAGUAAUAGGUCCUCCUUCCUCGUAUUAAAUAGAGCCUCCUCGAUAUGGAAAAUGAUCGGACGAGGAUACGAUACAUCGUGCUAUUACAAAUUCGGUCUACCGAACAAAGUGAAUUUAUCAAAAAGUUAUCAUAAACAACAACAACAACAACAACAAGCUCGUCGGGAAGAAGAAGAAGAAGGAGAAGAAGAUAAAAAAAAAAAAGAGAGAAUAAGAAGAGGAGCAAAAGGAGCAAAAGGAGAUAGUGGUGGUGGUAAUACUUGUUUGGUGGUGGUGGUUGUGAUUGUGGUGUAGUGGUGGUGGUAGUGGUGGUGUCAUCGUAGUUCAGGAUGAGCUCUUCUCAGCAAGAAAAUGCUACUACCAUCGUCUGCAGGGAGGUUUUCGACGAAACUUCUCAUCCCUCAAACGAAGAGGUACUGGAUUAUGCGAAAAGACUCGGAAUCGAUCCAGAUGCCGAAGCACAUUUACUUCCAUUGGCACGCGAAGGACUGAUGGCUGCCCUUCCAAAGGGAUGGAUACCUUGUUAUCACGAGGCAAGUGGUGCUUGGUAUUAUUAUCAAGCAUCCACCAGUACAACAACAUGGGAACAUCCUUUAGAUUCGGUUUAUAGGGAACUAGUUGAUCAAGUUAGGAGUGGUAACCGGCAAAUGAGUGUUGAGGAAGAUUCAAAGACAACGGCCAAAGAUUUGGAGUCACACGAGGAAGCGAGUUUGCCGAAAGAAUCAAACGUUUCUCGUGAAAAUACGUCGUCCACGUUGAGAACGAAGAUACCGACUAAAUUAGCUCCAUUGAAAAAAAUCGAUCGCAGUCAACAAGAUGUCAGGAAGAAAGAAGAUAGAAUACGUUCACGAAGAGAAAGCGAUACCAAAUCCGAUAUUAUUUCGUCAUUAUCAACUGAUCGUGCUGCCAGAGAUUACACGAAUCUUAAAUUUCAAGAUCCUAAUUUUUACGAGUGUCCAAAAUUAUUGGACCACAACAACGUUACCGUAGUGUCUGGUAGUACAGAAACGACAACACCAAUUACGACACCUAAAAAGGAAUUGGAUUUGAAGGAAGUAUUGAAAAGAUCCGAAUCGUUGAGUCCAAGACACGAAAAAGAUUGGGAACAAUUAUCGAGUAAAUUCAGUUCAGAAGAGAAUAUCAUUGAUAUUGAUAAAUUAAGUGCCAGUAAUUUGGCAAGAUCGGACAACAAUAAGUUUGAUCUUAAAUUUGACAAAGAAAAACAUCCAAGUCAAUUGGGCCAACAAAAGGAAUUAACGUUAAGCGGCGGUGGUUCGAUGUUUUUAAAAAGUAAUCGUAGCAGGGAUACUACACCUAGUCAGGACAGUGCUAAAUUAGAAGAUUUUCGCGUAGGUUUAGGUGCUGAUGUUGUUGUUCUACCGGACGCGCUCAAGUCGAUCUUGAGAGAAAAACAAUCGGAGGACGACGAGAGGCCAUUGGACGAGGAACGGAAAAGUGUACGAUUUGAUCUAGAAAAAGAAGUCGAUAUUAAAUUCACAUAUUCUGGAUCGGAAGAUGAAUGGGAUUCAGGAUCGGAAGAACAUAAUCUACCAAUAUCUAAUAAUACGACUAUUGUUGAUCGUCAAUCUGAUACUACGACGUCAUCAGUAUGGAAAGGAACACCCAAUCGUUCCUUUGACGAUGAUGAUAAAAAUGACGAGAUUGAUGAUGUUAAUAUUAAAAAGAGUACAUUGAUAACCAAAUUGCAACCAUUACCAAAGACUAGUAAAAUAGUUGGAAAGAGAUUCGUCGUAAGGAACGUUUCCGAAACUGAACAUCGAACACAAAUGAACGCUAACGAUACAACAACAACAACACCAACGACAACAACAUCAACAACAGCGACAAUAGCAACAACAACAACAACAACAACAACAAGUUCUGUUAUUGAAACUGAAAAUGACAAUGAAUGUACUACUACUACUACGAACAUACCUGAAAUGACUAAAAGUAAAUUUGACAAUAUUAAAAAUAUCGAUUUGAUAUCAAAAAGCGAAACAGAAUCGAGUAUUACGAAAAAUACUGAUACCAUUAACGUACCAGAUAAAACUUGGAAGACCACCGUCAGAUUACAUAAUAUCGGUAGCAGUGGUAAUUUAGAUCUUGCCAGAAUUGUAAAAGAAUUUGAAAGUUCUAAUCGUAAUAUUGGCAAAUCUAAAUUAGAACAUUCGAGAAGUUUGGAAGAUACGAAAAUAAAUUUAAGCAAGGAACACGAGGUUGAUUUAGAAAUGUUGAAGAAAGAAUUUGAAGAAAAAUUGGAACUAGCUAGGAAAGAAUUUGAAGAUAAUCUACGGAUAGAAAAGGAAGCACUUAGGCGUAAUUUUGAAGAAAAAUUGAUUGAAUUUAAACAAGAAAUGGCUGUAAAGGAAGAAGAAGAGAUACAAAAAUUAAUAGCAGAAAUGAACGAGUCAAGGGCAGAAAAGUUGGAGAAUGUCAGAUUCGAAUUAGGAGCUUGUUACGAUAAGGAAUAUAAGGAAAUUUUGACGAGUUUCAAGAGCGAACUUAAGGAAAAGAAAAACCAACUUCUUGAAUUGAGAAAUCAAGAAAUGGAGAAACUGGAGACCGAACACGAGCGUGAUCUAGGUGCAGAAAAAUUAGCGAAGUUUAGCGAAUUUGAAUUGAAUAAGCAACAAACGGAAAGGAUCGAGGAAUUGAAAAAAGGAUUGGACAAGGAGUUCGAUGAAAUUAAAGCUGAACUUAGAAUACAACAGAGGGAGAAAAUAACUAAGCUCACUGAGGAACAUGACAAGUGUCUUGCCGAAAUCCUGCGUGACUUUAGAAUCGACGAGGGUCUUGCACGUAAGAUGUACAAGCAACGAUUAGAGGAAAUUCGUGCUGAUUUUUCGCGUGACCUUGAGAAGGAAGCUAGAAAGCAGACCGAACGUACUCUACAACAGGAAUGCAUGGACUUCGAGAAAAUACGUUGCGAGAAACGUCUACUACAAGACAAGUAUAUAGCCUUGAAGGAGAAAUACAUCAAAUUGAAGAACGAUGUUAGGCUAACUGUCGAAAGAAGAAAUAAAAGCCGAGGUGGUGGUGGUGGUGGUUACACUACAGCAUCGGAAACUGAAAGAUCAAAAACUGAGAGAACUGAUUCAUCCGAUCAAAAUACCCCACUGAGGAGCACACAUUCAACGAGUUCGAUGGCAAACGCUAAGCCAACCGAUAUAAUUCGGACAACAACAACAACAGCAGCAGCAGGAACAACAGGAACAACAGGAAUAGGAACAAAUACGACAGCAACAACAGUAGGAGCAAACGACAAGAGUCAAAGUUUAAACGAAAGCGAGGAUUCGAAAAGCGCGGCCAAUAGGAGUAGCAGCAGCCAGGGGGGGUUUCGUGGCAUUGUUCAGACCAAUAGCGUGCCUUCUACGAAGAACGCCGCGAAAUUUGAAUCCGACGACACUACUACGGCGAGUGAAACUAACGCGAACACAAUGAGAAGGCGUAAAAGUCUUGGAAGAAAAAUUACGUCUAACAACAAACAACAAUUAAAUACUAAUCCAAAUAUUACCAGUGGCAGCAACAACAAUAAUAAUAAUAAUAUAGAAAAUCCCGUAGAAAAUAUCCGUAAACAAUUGGAAAAGCUCGAACAUCUUGGGGAUCAAUUGCCGAGCAACGAAACGGCCUACACUCUUCGAUAUCCUUUCCAGGAUAAAGCACCAGCAAAUGCGUCCUCGGAAUUGGAAUUCUUUCGGCAUCGGAUACACGUUGAAAGGGAUUCAGUGAGAAGGGCUAGAGAAGCAUGGAAACAACAGAGGAAUGCUUUCCAGGGUAGACAAAGGGCUUUGAAACAACGAAGUGCCAGAGCUACGUUAGAACAAUUAGUCCAGGAAGAACGUGAACUUUCUGACAUGGAGGUCAGUUUACAUCGUACGAGAAGUCUUUUAGGUGAAAAAGUAAUACACUUGAGACACUUGGAACAAUCUUUGGAAAGAGUAGCUAAUGCCAAAAGAAACGAAAACGAUGCUACAUCUACGAAAAACGACGAAUUGACCUUAAGCGAUAUGUCAAGCGCAAGUAGCGGAUUCAGUUCAACAGAUAUUGGAACUGAUACCUUUAUAGACAAACCAGAUCAUUAUCAAGAAUCGACAGAGAUAAUCGCCAAUUUGGAGAAUCUUAACUCAGAGAUACGUGAGAUUUGGAAUGUUUUAAAUAAACGUCAAGAUAGUAAUAAUAUACCACCACCUACUUUGAUGUAUUCGUAUUUAAGAUGGCUACGUCUUCAUCCAUUAACUGCUUCGACUAGUAAUAUACAAGGUACUUUCGGUACACCGAAUAUACAAUCAAACAUUUUGUCGCAAUUAACCGCAGCGCAACCACCAUCAACAACAACAACUCAAAACAUAAUCGCACAGUAUGGUCCUAACAGUGGUUUCACAACCAGCGUUGGAAAUACCGUAGAAAAAAGUUCAUCGAAUUUGGCUGAUAGAACAAGAAAUCUCAGGGAUUGGUUGAGACAAGCUCGUGUUGAAACAACUGAUAUGAUUGGCCCUGGACAAGCAACCCUCUAAACAAAAAUUUAAUACAAAAACACAACCAAGAAGAAUAUAAGAUAAUAUAUCAACUAUAAAAACAGUAGCGUAUUAAGUGGCUGUGUAGUGCCCCGAAAUACCAAAGAGUUUAAUUGUCAAAGAAAUUUUUGAGAUCUUAAAGGUUUUUCUUUUUAUUAGGGUUCGAGAAAAAUUACAUAUUAUAAAAAUAAAUUUAAUUAAUGCGUUCUAAGAUGAAAUUUGUUAUUACUUUUUCUUUUCGAUUGAUAACUACUUAACGGGAAUGUUUUUCAAACAUAUUUUUUUAUUCCAACUUAAGUUUGUGGGGCCCUCGAUUGACUUAAUCCGCCACUGUAUAUAACAAUAAGACUAAUGUCCUUCUUCCUCGUAUAUCUCUCUUAUCCGUAGCUGUGAAAUUCUUACUUAUUCUAUCGUUUAUCUCAAACAUAUUGAAUGAAGAAAUUGACAAAAAAUACGUUCUUGCUGACGAUUAGUUCCUCGACUAUUUAAAAAAAAAGAAAAAAAGAAAUAAACUAAUCAAAUCCUCUCUUAAAUUAGAUUAACGAAUUAGACGUGAUAUUUACCUGAAUUUAGUUUUCUCAAAUAAGGGUAAAAUUAUAUAUAAAUAUAUAUAUACUAUUUUACGAUUGAAAUAGUUGUAAAUCUGAUUAAAAUACACAUACACGUACACACAAAGAAACUUCCAUAAGCAAAGAUGACGAAAAGCAGACAAACUUUAUUGAAAUAAAAAAA
Messenger RNA from Polistes dominula (European paper wasp), 5790 nucleotides. It is a transcript of the gene Cep164, whose product is annotated as centrosomal protein 164. Gene Ontology annotation, molecular function: protein binding. Lineage: Eukaryota; Metazoa; Arthropoda; Insecta; Hymenoptera; Vespidae. The record is from RefSeq and is a predicted model, not a curated record.